Molecule: messenger RNA, 1476 nt
Organism: Antechinus flavipes (yellow-footed antechinus)
Lineage: Eukaryota; Metazoa; Chordata; Mammalia; Dasyuromorphia; Dasyuridae
Gene: RARRES1
Product: retinoic acid receptor responder 1
Exons: 6
Coding region: 88-885 (265 amino acids)
Molecular function (GO): metalloendopeptidase inhibitor activity
Source: RefSeq, a predicted model, not a curated record
GCUCCGCUCAGAGCUGGGUCCCGGGGUCCUGGCCGCCUAAGCAGCAGCCGCCUCCGCCCCCUCGGCCCCCGCGCGCCUCCCGCUCCCAUGCUCGCCCGCCAGCGGCCGGCCCGGCCCGGCCCGACGGCCCUGCUGCUCGUGGUGCUGCUGGCCGCCGUGGCGCGGGCCUCCUGGAUCAUCCUGAUGCCGCUGAGGCCGUCCAGCCCCGAGCUGCGGCAGGCCGCCCGGACUGCCCUGCAUUUCUUCAACUACCGCACCGCCUCGCCCAGCACCCUACGGAACCUGAAAGAUGUGCUCAACGGCUCCGCCGUGAUCAUGAAAGGAGAGAAGGAAAUCAAAGUGGCGUUUUCCGUAGAAAGCCACAGGACCAAGAACUUGCAACUGGGCACAUGCUCUGCCCAAGUGGGGUUCAAGGAGCAUAAACCCGUACCCACUGUCAACAUAAACUGCACACUGCUCCCAGACCAAAAGGAAAGAGAGCAAGAGGAUUACAAACUGUACGAGCAAAUAAAGCAGCUGGAGACACCCCCUUUCGAAACCAUGAUCCCAGACAAGUUUGGAAACAUGGAUCCAUCUCUGCAGCCCCUGUGGGAGUUAGCCAUGAUCGGGAACUCUUUCGUGAUGUGGGAGAAGACGACGGUGACAUCAUACUAUUAUGUGCAGCAGAUCACUAAUAUAAAGAAACGGAUAACGCCAGAUGAUUUUAUCGCUCUCCACUAUAAGGUCCUGCUCCAUGAAUUCAAGAGCCAGGAGAUCAUUUCCUGCCAGGUGCAUCUGGUCUGGCAUCCUGAAAAACCCUCUAAAACACAGUAUCACUGUCAAGAUUCCGGGACACAAGAAAAUGGUUCUGGGCAUGGUGAAGGCUCAGGAGAGCAUUCCCUAUAAAAUCGCAUAGUAACUUCCGAAAGCCUCCUUAUUAUGCUUCUACCAAAUUCAAAUUAUACUCAAUGGCUUCAGCUGCUACCUGGUACCAUAGGUGACUAGAAUCAACUCCAAGUGUUCUGGAGAUGUAGAUAACACGGUGAUUAAAUAGUCAAUGUUCAGAAAAACGCACAUUAUUUUUUUAAUCAGCUUCUAGGAGCACAUGGCUGGUUCCCAUAACUCACGAGUUCACUUAUCUUCACUCGGAGCUAAUUUGGGGCCUGAAUGUCAGGACUGGUCAAGCCCUAAACUACUACCUAGAAAUCCAGAACGAAUUAACAGCUUCCAGAAUUUGGUUGAAUUUGCUAUUCUCCAAAGCUGGCCCCCAAUAUUAUUUGUCAUACUAUAACUGAUUGUUUUAUAUCAUUCAAAUCUCAAGAGUAUCCAUGCCAGUAGGUAAAUAAAGAUAAUAUAUUUGAAUAAAAGCAAAUUGAAAGGGAAAUAAAUAUUAAGCUGAUUUAAGAUGAUGAUUUUAAGGUUUCCAGCAGAACAAUUUCUUCUUUAGCCCAAGAAUCGACGGUCAAAUAAAUAUGAUUACGUUUCUAAUUAAGACAA